AUGGUCAUCUUGAUAACUUGUGCUUUCCCAACAUCUACAGAAAUCAAAGAAUUUCCGAAUUGGAUAACAAUUAUGAGUUCGAUUCAAAUUUCUUGUAGCUCUCUCCCCCACGACAUAAUCUUGAAGAUCGGCUCUUCUCUUCAGGUGAUCGAUCUUUGCACACUCAGUAGCUGUUCUAGGUUUUGGAGAGAGCUAUGUGCUUCUGACAUCUUAUGGGAACCUCUGUUUAAAAAAAGAUGGCCCUUAUUGGCCACAUUUGAUGCAGACAAUACUCAGUUUCCUCCAGUACAAACCCCAGAAACAGAUGACAAUUCCCAGGAAUGGAGAAGAUAUUACAUGAUGCAGCACCAGGAAAUGGGAUCCAGAGCAUCCGAGGUGAUAAAAUUUGUGAUCGAGUGGCCUGCUACGUUGUCUCUAGAGGCCUUUGAGUAUCAACACGCGAUCGAAACAAUGAGCUCGACGAGUUUAGGGUUCCAAGACGUGGAGUUAUUUCUCUUCAAACCAAACUUGAGUGUGCUCCUCAACCUCAUUGGACUCCUCUACUGCAUACAACACUUGAAACCACAGCGAGAGCAAAUCUUGGAUGCGAUGAGGAGAUGUGGAGUCUCAGAGCAGGUGGUUUGGGUGAAAUGGUUGACGUUGGGAAGAUGGUCACACGGGACGAGAAUGAGAGACGAGAUCGUGUCGCGUCAGGUGUCUUUAGCCGAUGUUGUCAAUGGGAAAGAAGAAACGGUACUGCGCGUGCUUCAACGAGGAGUUGUUCACGAGGUUUUGCGUGUGUGUGUAUCAACAGCUGAUCUUGCUUACGCUACUUGCACCAGUAGCACCAUCAGGAACUACUAA
This is a messenger RNA of Microthlaspi erraticum, 843 nucleotides long. NCBI's taxonomy places the organism in Eukaryota, Viridiplantae, Streptophyta, Magnoliopsida, Brassicales, Brassicaceae. The record is from the annotation of a GenBank genome assembly.